Molecule: messenger RNA, 1428 nt
Organism: Annulohypoxylon maeteangense
Lineage: Eukaryota; Fungi; Ascomycota; Sordariomycetes; Xylariales; Hypoxylaceae
Product: putative amine oxidase
Exons: 4
Coding region: 1-1428 (475 amino acids)
Molecular function (GO): oxidoreductase activity
Source: RefSeq, a predicted model, not a curated record
AUGCGCUUAACAGCAGCGGCCUCUGCAGCAGAUGUGGUUGUUAUCGGAGCUGGCCUUAGCGGCCUCCAAACCGCGGUGAAUAUACAGGCCGCUGGGUUCUCCUGCCUUGUCCUUGAGGCUAUUGACCGGGUCGGCGGUAAGGUACUCAGUAUAAAAUCAAGCUCCAAGGGCGACGGUGUGAACGACGAAGGAGCUGCGUGGGUGAAUGACAGCAACCAGUCCGAAAUUUGGAAGUUGUUCGAGAAAUAUGACAUUGGAGCCAUAACUCAGAGAAUUACUGGACUUAGCUUCCAGCAAGCUGAGAAUGGCAGCGUGGAAGCCCACCCAUACGACAAGGAUUUGCCUGAGGGAGACGUUGGUCAAGCUGGUGAAAUACAGCGGAUAUAUGAAGCCAUUGAGCAGGCUGUUAAUGCUUCUAAUCUCGAAUAUCCUGAGAUUGGACCUGAUGCUCACAAACUCGACAAUAUGACAUUUGCUGAAUUUGGCCAGGAAACGAGCCCCACCCUUGGAGCCGUGAUAGCCUCAUUAGCUGCAGGUGCUCUAUUAGGGGUUGAGGCUAAUGAGGUCAGCGCACUAUUCAUGGUCAACUAUAUCAAGAGUGGGUUCGGAAUAAAGAUCAUAACCUCGGAUGCGAAGGACGGCGGGCAGUAUAUCAGGGCAAGACGCGGUAUGCAAGCCAUAGCCGAAGGCCUCGCUAGUGAAUUGACUCUAGGCUCUCUUCACUUGAACACUGCUGUUAAGUCCAUUGAACAGAAGGACGACGGGUUAUAUGAAGUAAAUUCCGCAGCUGGAGCGGUAUUCACUGCGAAACAUGUCGUGGUUUCUAUUCCGACUCCCCUGUACAAGACGAUUGAAUUCACGCCGGCACUACCAGAGAGCAAGAGGAACUUAGGCGAGAAUACGACCCUGGGGUAUUACAGCAAAGUGACACUAGUCUUCGAAAACCCGUGGUGGCAAACAGCAAAUCUGUCGGGUGUCAUGACCUCGAUGAAGGGACCAAUCUCUUUUACUCGCGACACAAGUUCCCCAGAUGAUGACCAAUGGUCUAUAACCUGUUUCGUCGUGGGUGAGAUGGGACGUGUUUGGAAUAAACUAUCGGAGGCGGAGCGACAGAAGGCUGUUCUCGAACAAUUCAACACGGUAUUCUCAACCGCGACAGCCGUGCCAGAACCAAUUGCUAUUCACGAGAAAAUCUGGGCCGACGAGCCUUUCUUCUUCGGUGCUCCAUCUCCUGUCAUGGCUCCUGGAGUGCUGACUUCGCUCGGCUCGGAUGUUCUGCGAGAACAGGCUAGAAAUAUUCACUUUGUUGGCACGGAAACUUCAGUCGUUUGGAAGGGCUAUAUGGAUGGUGCUGUGAGGUCUGGACAGAGAGGUGCGGAAGAAGUGAUCAAGAGCUUACGUGGGACACGACUACGACUGUCUUCCUAG